Messenger RNA from Elgaria multicarinata webbii, 2716 nucleotides. RefSeq names its product mannosyl-oligosaccharide glucosidase (gene MOGS). Gene Ontology annotation, molecular function: Glc3Man9GlcNAc2 oligosaccharide glucosidase activity. Gene Ontology annotation, cellular component: endoplasmic reticulum membrane. The coding region runs from base 1 to 2502 and encodes 833 amino acids. The record is from RefSeq and is a predicted model, not a curated record. Gene Ontology annotation, biological process: protein N-linked glycosylation; oligosaccharide metabolic process. The transcript is spliced from 4 exons. Lineage: Eukaryota; Metazoa; Chordata; Lepidosauria; Squamata; Anguidae.
AUGGGCCGCGAGCGCAGGCGGAAGGCUCCCGAGGGGCCCCUCCGGCCGCAGGAGAAGGGCGCCCGGGCGGCGGGGCGCAAGGAGCGGCCGGGCGGCGUUGGCGGGGGCCGGCGGGCGCGGCCGGGGCUGGGCCAGGUGUGCGCGCUGCUGGCCCUGGCCUCGGGCGCGCUGGGCUGCGCGGCCUUCGCCUACAGCCUCUACGGCCGGUGGCGGCUGGCGGCCCGCGUGCUCACGCUGCACCCGGCGCCGCGCAGCCUGGAGCCCAACAGCAGCAGCCCCGCCGUCGCGCCCCGCCUCUUCUGGGGCUCCUACCGGCCGCAAGUCUACUUCGGCAUGAAGACCCGCAGCCCCCGGUCGCCGGUGGCAGGCCUGAUGUGGAUGCACCAGCUGGAGGGGGACGUUCAGCUGCGCCACACCUGUGAGCAAAGCGAUGGCCUCCCCCGCUACGGCUGGCUGCUUCAUGACGGCGUCCAUUUUGGGGUGCAGGAGAUCAAGGACGUGGGCCUCAGCCUCCAGACAGAGUUUGUGAAGCGCCCUGGGGGCCAGCAUGGGGGAGACUGGAGCUGGCGGGUCACUGCUCGGCCUGAGAGGACUGGGGCCCAGGCCCCCUUCAUCUCCCUGCUCUUCUAUGUGGCCACUGAUGGACAAGGAGCUCUGCAGCCUCGGGUGGAGGACAAGACCCGGAUGGUGUCUCUGACCGGCACAACGGAGGAGCUGGGACAUUUCACCAUCACCUUCCAGCAGCCCACUACUGAGGCUGGUACGACGCCUCUAUAUGCCAGUUAUAACUUCCUGCAGGCAAAGGCCGAAGGCCUGCACCGCCUGAGCGAUGUGGUGAAAGCCAGCCUGAGCCCCCGCUUUUCCUUUGCCCCACCGGGGGCCCCCAAGCGCCGCUACUUUGGCGUGGACACCUUCCGAGGGGCACCGGGGGAGAGCGAGCCGCGCACCCAGCUCCUGGUUCACCAGGUGACUGUGGCGCUGCCCUGCCGCUUGGAGGUGGUCUUUGAGUCGGGCAGUGCUGCGGGGCGUCCUGAGCAGCUCGCGGGAGAGGCCCUGACGCGAGAGCUGGGCAAGCACGCAGCUGCCUUUGAGCAGCGCUUUGAGGAGACCUUUGGGCUCGCCGGCAAGGGCCACUCUCCACAGGAGCAGCACUUUGCCCGGGCCGCCCUCAGCAACCUGCUGGGUGGGAUGGGCUACUUCCACGGCCGUUCGCUGGUGCAGUCUCCGCACACUGAGCAGCCCCAGCUCUACCCCGAGGGCCCGCUCUUCACGGCGGUGCCCUCGCGCUCCUUCUUCCCCCGGGGCUUCCUGUGGGACGAGGGCUUCCAUCAGCUGUUGCUGGGCCGCUGGGAUCCGGCCCUGAGCCGCGAAGCCCUGGCUCAUUGGUUCGAUCUCAUGAAUGCCGAGGGGUGGAUCCCACGGGAGCAGAUCCUGGGCGAAGAGGCCCGCACCAAGGUCCCGGCUGAGUUCGUUGUGCAGCACAGCAGCGCGGGCAACCCUCCGACCCUGUUUUUGGCACUGCGGCAGCUGCUGGCCCAGGGCGCGCUGGAGGUGGGCUACCUGCGGCGCCUCUACCCUCGCUUACAGAGCUGGUACGAUUGGUACAACCGCACACAGGCUGGGCCGCAGCCCUACACGUUCCGCUGGCGCGGCCGGGACCAGGACACCCAGAUGUUCCUCAAUCCCAAGACGCUGACCUCGGGGUUGGACGACUACCCCCGGGCCUCCCACCCCUCGCCAGACGAGCGCCACCUGGACCUACGCUGCUGGAUGGCCAUGGCCUCUGUCGUCAUGGCCGAGGUGGCCACGCUGGUGGGGGAGCCGGCGGGAGAGUACCAGCGCAUGGCCGAGGUGCUGGCUGACAACCAGCUGCUGGAUCGGCACCACUGGGCCGAGGCCCUGGGCACCUUUGCGGACUAUGGGAACCACACCCAGGCCGUGGCCCUGGAGCGUGAGAGGCCUCGGCCCUCUCCCCCCGGCCAGCCCCUCCCCACCCCCCGGUUGCUACGGGUGGUGCGCAAGCCGCCGAAGUUGCAGUUUGUGGGGGGGGCCCUGGGCUACGUGAGCCUUUUCCCGCUGCUGCUGCAGCUCUUGCGCCCCGACUCUCAGCGGCUGGGCAGCCUCCUGGCAGACAUGCGCAGCGAGAAGAAGCUGUGGACGCCCUUCGGUUUGCGCUCCCUCUCCCGUGCCAGCCCUUUCUACCUCAAGCACAACACAGAGCAUGAUCCACCCUACUGGAGGGGGCCCAUUUGGAUCAACAUCAACUACCUGGCCGUGCGGGCCCUGCACUACUACAGCCAGCUGGAGGGGCCCUACCGCAAGCAGGCCACCGCCUUGUACCAGGAACUGCGGGCCAAUCUCAUUGGCAACAUCUUUCGCCAGUACCUAGAGAGCGGUUACAUCUGGGAGCAGUACCAUGACAGCACAGGCCGGGGCCAGGGCUGCUACCCGUUCACAGGCUGGUCAGCCCUUGUCGUGCUCAUGAUGGCCGAGGAAUAUUAGCGGUGGGGAAGUGUGCCAGGAUCUGAGGCCAAGGAUGCUUUGGGAGUGGCAGGCUGCCCCUGCCUGCUCUGGUGGACACACUGGGCGCUUCACUCAGGAAUCGAGGUGGGAGCGACCGGGAUUCAGGGCCCUAGCAAGUGGGCCUGGCUCUGCCUUCCCCUCCAACGAACUCUGGGAUUCGCCUUUUUAAUUUUUUAGUGAAAUAAAGGUGUGG